CUGAGAGAAUGGCCAGUAACGGACGACUCGAAUCUCGACGAAUCGACCUAUCGCUGCACGUAGACUGCGCUGAGCCAAUCGUUCUGCUCGCAGACUCAUGCGCCGAAAUGACGCGUUCAGUGCCACGCUGGCAGUCCAAUUGACGAUAGUUGCGUGUACCUCGGUAAAAAAACAAUCGUCCGUCUACGGUGCACCGCGGGUAUUGUGGCGCAACAUUUCUAUUUCUCGGUACAAUCGUUGCCCCGCGAUGCUUAAAAAGUGAACCCUCGAAAAAUGCUCGAGUGAACAGGUAGGAAUUCGAAAACCGGUUUCUCUCUCCCUCUCUCCCUCUCUCUAUCCUUGUUUUCGCGUAGUGCAUGAAGCACAGGGUGGGGCGAGGUGGCUAAACGUCCGUCUGUCCGUGACGAGUUCUUUUCGUGUGCAUUAGUCGACUGGCGUACCGUAUCGUGUCGAGGUGCAACGUCGGUGCAGUGGGCAGUGUUUUUUUUUAAUGGAAGCGUAGUGGUCGACGGUGUGCGCGUAGUGUCCACGCCUGUCACGGUGAUUAACCUGAUCGCUGAUUACCAAGCAUCGGGAUGUCGACGUCGGAUAUGAACCUGAUGGACUUGCUCUUCCCGCGUGAAGACUCGUUCCUGAAAGGCGACAUUAAGGACGAGCCUUUCAUAGACCAAAGCUACAACGACGACGCCAUCACGGCGGAGGAAUGGCCGACGAACCCCGACGACUUCCUCGACUCCAUUUUCAAGCUGGAGGAUCAUCAGUUCAACCUGAUCGAGAAUGAUUUGGAGACGAUACCGUCUUCCUCCUCGGACAGCGGGCUCUCGAGCGCUCUCAGCCUCUCCUGCGAGCAACAACUGAGCCCGUUGUUACCGAUCGAGGAGGAUCAGGUGGAGAUCAGCAACUCCGAAAUGAGCAGUCCGCAGAAUUUCAUGGAUUUCGAAUCCUUGGACAGUCCGAACCAAUCGGUGGGCAGCGUGGACAGUCCGGAAAGGUCGGUUGUCGGCUCCAACAUCGGUUCACCGGUUGGUACAGACAUCGCCGAAGAAAUGGAUGUGGAGCAGACACUCGUGGCGGUGGUGAACCCCAAUAACACCCUGGCAGAUGCCAACGCCACUAUUCUGGCAGACCAACCGGUUCUGAAUUUAGACAAAUUACCGAAGGUACGCGUCGCGUCUCAAGAGAACAACACGAUAAAUGUCCGUAACAUCACAUGCAACGGUAAACGCAAUAUCAGACAAUUGAUACGCGUCACGCCGAUGGGUUCUGGAAACCCGAGAUCAAUUCUACUGCCGGUGAGUCUCAAAGACAUGAAGGAGGUGCGGACCAUAAAAAUCAUCAACGCGUCGCAAGCGAGGAAUUUGAAAGGAUUCAAGAUCAACCAAGCAAAUAUCAUCAACAAACCCGUUCAAGUGACCAUCAAGCAAGAGGACUCGGGUAGCGAGAAGAGCCGCAAUUCGAGCGACGAGAUAUCAGAGACGGAUUCCCCGUACCCGAGGCUGAAGCUGAACGCGGAGGAGAAACGUCUGCUCCAGAAGGAGGGGAUAACGUUGCCGACCCAUUAUCCGCUGACGAAGCACGAGGAACGCGAGCUGAAGAGGAUCAGGCGCAAGAUCCGCAACAAGAUAUCCGCGCAGGACUCGCGGAAAAGGAAAAAGGAGUACGUGGACGGGCUGGAGGAUCGCGUGAAACAGUGCACGGAGGAGAACAUGACGCUGUUGAAGCGGAUCAAGGCGCUCCAGUCGCAGAAUCAGAGCCUGGCCGGGCAACUGAAGAGGCUGCAAACGUUGCUGCAAAAGGGCAACAAGAGCGCCCAACCGGCCACUUGUUUAAUGGUAUUGCUGCUCUCGUUGGCUCUCGUUGCUGUCCCGAACUUGCGGCCUCACUCCAACUCCAACAACGAACUCACGCAGGAACAGGAACAGCCAGAGAAAAUGCCACCGCUAGCAGGUCGCUCUCGAACAUUACUCUAUACGAAGCAGCUGAUGGACGAAGAGCUGCAGCAAUACAGCGAGGAAUUGCUGCAGGAAGUGGAGGGCCUCCUGGAUCACGAUUACAGCCCGGUGAUCCAGCCGCCCCUCUACAAACGUCCUCGCAUAGAGAUAGAAUCGACACCGAAAUGUGUCUCGUCUUCCAGCCAUGUCGGCGGGACGCUCUGUGGAAGACAGAACUACAUAUCGAAGUCCACCAGGCAGUACAUCGAGCCACCGUUGGACGACAUUUGGCCACCGCCUAAACCAGGCGGGCAGAAGAAGGUGGUCGACAAGCUCGAGGCGCUGACGAACGAGCUGAAAAUCAACAUUUCAGAUUCCGACGGCACCAGGACCGUGCUUCUCGAGGUGCCCCAGGAGCAAUAGAUCAACCCUUUCGAUGGUACAGGUGCUCGCAAUUGCUCUGACCGAUCGGUGCAGUCCGUGAUGUGAUCGAACAUACACGAUUACACCGUUUCCAUACACUGUGCGUGCCAAGAAAACCAAUCGUAGCACCGAAAGGGUUUAACAUGCACCAGUCACCGUGAGAUGGCGCUGUUGCACGAUCGUAUUAUCCUACCGACACGUCCUUCCGCAAAAAAGAAGGCACAGCGUGUUACAACCCCCACUCUUGUUGCAAUCCGCUGAUUGGCUGUCAUCGAUCUUCGUCACCGUUCUCGACCAAUUACCUGUGAGUCGGCGGACUGCAACAGGAGUGGGGAUGUGAACACUCUGUGCCUUCUUCUCGUGGAAGAAUGGUACGCACGUCGCGUUCCGCGACUACGAGCAACGGUAGUCGUUUCACGAUGUUUUCUACGAAGUUUCUUUGAGAAAGGAAUCACAGAUCACGAGAGAUGAAUCACCGAAAAUCCUUUAAAUAUAUUCCUCGUUUGUUAAGUAAUUGUAACAAUCUCUUCUAGAUGAGAAAUUGCAAAGGGUUUGAACGUUGAUGAAAGUAUGUCUCUUUGAACGAGAGACGUGUAGAUGAUGCAGUCUGUCUGGCACGUCGCAUAGGAUUUUUAAUACAUUUUUUUCUGCGUGCUUGAUAGAAUUGCGGAAAAAAUUUGUUUGGCUAAUAAUCUGCUUCGACAGUCGCUCGACUCUUUCGUUUCGAGGUUGGACAUUUUUUUUAAAAACCGCAGUUUUAAGGACAGCUUAGUUUUCAAUGAAUUUUUAGUACACACGAGUUUCUGUACUACGUCGCUCCUAUUAUUGCGUAUCUACAUUUAGGACAUCGAAGCUAUCUCAUAUUCAUACGUCAUUGAUCGUCUUUUGUGUA
Molecule: messenger RNA, 3246 nt
Organism: Colletes gigas
Lineage: Eukaryota; Metazoa; Arthropoda; Insecta; Hymenoptera; Colletidae
Product: cyclic AMP-responsive element-binding protein 3-like protein 1
Exons: 5
Coding region: 576-2354 (592 amino acids)
Biological process (GO): regulation of transcription by RNA polymerase II
Cellular component (GO): nucleus
Molecular function (GO): DNA-binding transcription factor activity, RNA polymerase II-specific; RNA polymerase II cis-regulatory region sequence-specific DNA binding
Source: RefSeq, a predicted model, not a curated record